ACACCGCCUAAUACAUAAGGUCCUGAACCUAAGCUUUCCCCUCGGCUCCUGCACGCGCCAUGUCGUCGUCAUCCCGCGUCGGAGAGAUCGAGGUUGUGGUGGCCGACGGCGGAGCCAGGAAGGCGGCGGAGGAGGAGAAACAGCCGGACCCCGUGGUGAACGUCUACUCGGCCGCGGCGUACGGGGAUCUGGAGCGACUGCGGCGGUUCGUGGAGCUUGACGGCGCCGACGCGUCGCUCGCCGCGCCUGACGGCAACGGCUAUCACGCUCUCCAGUGGGCCGCGCUCAAUAACUACCCCCACGUCGCGCUCUACAUCAUCGAGCAUGGGGGGGACGUGAACGCGGAAGACCAUUCGCAGCAGACAGCGCUGCACUGGGCGGCGGUGCGCGGGGCCACGGCCACGGCCGAUGUGCUGCUGGAGAACGGCGCGAGGCUAGAGGCAGGCGAUGUGAACGGCUACCGUGCACUCCAUGUUGCAGCUCAGUAUGGCCAAACAACAUUCUUGCAUCACAUCGUCUCCAAGUAUGGUGCGGACUUUGAAGCUUUGGACAAUGACGGGAGGAGCUCUUUGCACUGGGCUGCCUACAAGGGAAAUGCAGAUACAAUUAGGUUACUACUGUUUAUGGAUGCUAAUCAAGUAAGGCAGGACAAAAAUGGUUGCACUCCCUUACACUGGGCUGCUAUAAGAGGAAGUUUAGAAGUUUGCACCCUUCUUGUACAUGCAGGCACCAAGCAGGAACUAACAUUGAGGGAUAGCGGUGGGUUUACUCCUUCGCAACUUGCAGCAGACAAAGGUCAACGGCAUCUUUCCAAUAUACUUUCUAAUGCUACAAAAGUAAGCUUUGGAGACAAGUACUGCUCAGGGAGGCUGGGCAAGGUUGGAUACGCACCUAUCCUGUUUACUUAUCUUGUUAUCCUCGUGAUCCUUUUCCUGAAAUCAAUUGUUUUUGCAUCUGAUUUUUCUAGAAUCACUGCUGCUGUUGGUCUUUGGUCAUGGGCUGCUAUUUCUCUUGCCUUGGCGUCACAAGUGCUGUUCUACAGAGUUAGCAGAAACAAUCCAGGCUACAUCAAAGCCAAUACCGAGGGGCUUGAUCCGAAGGAACUACUCAUGGGGAUUGAUCUUAGUUCUUCUACCUUUACAGGCAAUUGGUCUCAGCUAUGCCCUACUUGCAAGAUAGUUCGCCCUGUGCGCUCCAAACACUGUCCAAUUUGUAAGCAGUGUGUUGAACAGUUUGACCAUCACUGCCCCUGGAUAUCAAAUUGUGUUGGGAAGAGAAAUAAGUGGGACUUUUUGGUAUUUCUUUGUAUGGGGAUAGCUACAACCCUUCUCGGUGCUGCCGUUGGAUUCCACAGACUUUGGACCGAGCCCAUUAUAUUGUCAUCUUCUGAGUCGUGGACUCACUUCAUGGUGACAAAACAUCCUGGUGCUGUACUGUUCAUGUUCAUGGAUAUUUUCUUAUUAACUGGAGCUCUUAUUUUGACGGUAGCACAAGCAGUAAUGAUAGCCAGGAAUCUCACAACUAACGAGGCCGCAAAUCAGUCGCGCUACACUUAUCUUCGUGGGCCUGAUGGACGCUUCAGGAAUCCUUAUAACCAAGACUGGCAGAAGAACUGCGGCUAUUUUCUUGUUAAUGGCUACAACAACGACGAGGAGGCUGCAUGGCCAACCCUUCAACAGACAGUAGAGUGAAGCUAUGGUUCCUUGCUAGACCAUGCUGGCUGUGCAAGUGUAGAAAUGGGAUGAUUUUCGUGCAUCGAGUUGAUGAGGAUGGUUGUGUCAGUUGUAAAAUCUAACGGCCUGGAAUUUGAGUAGUCGUUUACAACAAAAGUAAGUACCAACAUGCAUAUUUUUCAGACACAGCUCCAAUCUAGACUCUAUCCAUCCCUAUUUAGAUGCUGUGAAUAUUCUCAUCUUCCAGUGAGAAACUGAAUUGCUGUGAUAUUUUUACUGCUAUUGAUAUGAAAUUUCUCUUCAUCA
Hordeum vulgare subsp. vulgare (domesticated barley) is the source of this 1979-nucleotide messenger RNA. Its product is annotated as protein S-acyltransferase 24. Gene Ontology annotation, cellular component: Golgi membrane. Gene Ontology annotation, molecular function: protein binding; palmitoyltransferase activity. Gene Ontology annotation, biological process: protein palmitoylation. The coding region runs from base 60 to 1691 and encodes 543 amino acids. NCBI's taxonomy places the organism in Eukaryota, Viridiplantae, Streptophyta, Magnoliopsida, Poales, Poaceae. The record is from RefSeq and is a predicted model, not a curated record. The transcript has 13 exons.